UGUUCAUGUAUUUUGGAAAACCAUUAGUCUUUUAAAUCGGAAUAUUAUUGGGUAAAAAAAGAAAGGUGGACAAGGCUGGCUCCUCAUAAAAGGAAAGGGAGAGAGAGAAAUUGCAUGUGGAGGAUUUAAAGAGUUAAAAAAAGACUCCAAGAGCCUGAAGGGUGGGGAAGGCGGGCAGCCAGGUACUUGGCGUGAACGAGAUGGUAACAAAACAAACAGAGAUCGUUUAGUGUUUGUGGGGCUUUGCUACGGACCGCAUUGGAAUGGGAGACGUGUCUUAAUUAUAUUAUUAUUUAAUUUCCAUUUAUACAUUUGGUUUUAGAGAUAGAGAAGGUGUGAGGUGAAAAGGAUUAUUUUUUAUUUAUUUUUUCAUAUAGAGAGAAUGGGAAAGAGGGGGAAAAAAGGUCUUUUCAAGGAAAAGAGAGAUCAAAGAUGAAGACAUGAAAGCUAUUCGGUGAGCGGCCCAAUAAUUUGUUCAGGACUUCACAAUCAUUUACUCGGAAGUUCAUAGAAGGCCUAAUGCAGGGCCAAAAGGGUACUGUUGGUUCCUUGCCUGAAACCUUAUUAGACCAUGGGUCUUCAUCAAGUAAUGCUGCAAUAGAACAGCAAGUAUGCUGGAAUAAUAUCCGAAAUCCCACUGAAAGCAGACUGUCUGAUUGUCUGCUUUCUACUAAUAACAUGAAUAUUGGACAUGGGAACUCUAUUGCUCGAGAGGAGCAGGAACUGGGUCGAUGGAGCUUGGGAGAGUCUAGCUCAAGUGGUGCACAGAAUGAGGUAAGCCAUAAUGAGCUGAAAACAAACCAUGGGCGGUCAUCUUCCAUGAACGCUUCUGCAAGUGCUGGUCCUAGGUUAGAAGAGCAGCAGUAUGAACAAAAAACUCUUUUUGGCCAAAGUUCCUGUUCUAGUACAGUUCCCCAGGAUAUCAACUUAAAUGCAAGCUUAAUGGAUAAUGAUGAUGAUAGCUGUCAAGUUACAGAACAGUCUAAUCUAUAUAAGCCUAGUGGGUCUGAAAAUGAGCGGAUGUCAACUAUUGCCGGUCCCGAAUCUUUUCCACGUUCUUCUGGAAGUGAUGGGUAUGCCAUGGGUGAUAAUGAUAUCAGACCUGGUUGCUCGUAUGAGGGUCAUCGUUCAUCCUACAAAAGAAAGGCUUUAGAAGGAAAUGUUGGACAGUCUUCAUCGAGUGGAAGUUCUAACAACUUUCAUCUAGCUGAAAGUAGUGCAUGCCGUGGGGUUCCUUCUAGCUAUAGUGUUGGAAGCAGUGUGAAUACAUCUGCCCCUUCAGGACAGGUGCACCCUAGACUUGGACAGGAUGUAAGAGGAUCAGUUUAUGGCAGCGUUCAUGAACCAAUUGUUUUACCAACUGCAGAGAGUGUUCAUAGGAAUUUUCGCCGUAGAAUAAAUCCUUCAAGUAUACAAGAACCUAUUGCUCCUCCGAUGUUUUCUACAGGUGAUGCAGCUAGGCAGUCUUUUGUUUUGUCUUCUCAGCAGCCAUCAAGACUUAUUCCAACUGAUCAUUCUCUGGAUUUAAGGUCUGCACCAGUGUCAGAUAAUGCAAGUGCACAAAAUCCGAAUUUCGUAAAUCAUGUUCCAAAUUUACCGCGAAAUGUGCAACCAUUUAGGUGGAAUGGAGGUUCUGGUUCGCGAAUUGGUGGUUCAUCAAAUCCUAACUUAUCUGGGGUUAGAGAUUCUGUUCCAUGUGAAGGGCAUCAAUCCAGAAGCAUGGCUAGAAACCUAUUAGAUCAUCCUAUGAUUGUUCGUGCACCGGAGUUGAGAACUAUGGUUAGAAAUCCAACAAAUCGAGGUUUAGGCACUGGAAAUACAAGUGUUCCUGGAAGUGUUGCUUCUACAUAUCGUGGUGGCUCAAGUUCUGGUACCAAUGCAUCAUCUGCUCCCACAUGGAUUCCUCAUCCCAACCCCUCAUCCCAACAAUACCCACGAAGAUUGUCAGAACUUGUUCGUCGAUCAUUGAUGUCUUCCCAUGGUGCUGAACCUGGAGGUCAUGUCAAUCAUUCUCCUCUUGCUUCAGGACUUCCUACUUCUACUCAAGAGAUGCUGCUUUCAUCUGGUGUGGCUAAUCAGGGCCACCAUCGGCAAUACCCUAGGCCACUGUCAUGGUUAGGAAGACAAGAUGCUGGUUUGGUUGGAGUCCCCCAUUCAUUGCCAACUUUAGCUGCUGCAACUGAAGGAAGAAGCAGGCUUCUAGUGUCUGAGAUUCGUCAUGUUUUGGAUCUCAUGCGUAGGGGUGAGAACUUGCGUUUAGAGGAUGUUAUGAUCCUCGAUCAAUCUGUAGUUUUUGGAGUAGCUGAUAUUCACGACCGGCAUAGGGAUAUGCGGCUCGAUGUUGAUAACAUGUCAUAUGAGGAGUUGUUGGCUCUCGAAGAGCGCAUUGGUAAUGUGAGCACAGGGUUGACUGAAGAAACUAUAUUAAACCGUCUGAAGCAAAGAAAGUACUCUAGUACAUCAAGAGCUCAGUUAGAGGCAGAACCAUGUUGUAUUUGUCAGGAAGAAUACAAUGAUGGAGAAAAUCUUGGGACACUGGAAUGUGGCCACAACUUCCAUGCUGAUUGCAUUAAACAGUGGUUGAUGCAAAAGAACUUAUGCCCCAUUUGUAAAACAACGGGUCUUACUAAAUGAGGCAAUGCGUUGUUUUAGGGCAAUUAGUUCCUCCUCGGGUCUGAGAAAAAAGACGUUGAAGUUUGUGGCUUAGCACCUGUAAUUCGGUAAAACUUGAUGCCUUCAAAUGUUGCCAUAACGAAGCCUUCACGAGUCUUCAUGCCGAGAAAAUCCAUUGCAAUUUUAAUUCAAUUGCCAGAGUACUUGCAAUUAUGUCAAACAAAGCAAUCUUCUGGGUGGAUGACACAUUUGAAGCACUGGAAACUAAAAGCUCAUUUCUACAUUUUUCAUUCCAUCAUUUGCACUUGCACUAUUAGUUUUAUGUAUGAAUUUUCAGCUCAAUGGUGACAGAUUAUUAAUUAUCUUAAUAUUUUU
Messenger RNA from Hibiscus syriacus, 2988 nucleotides. RefSeq names its product probable E3 ubiquitin-protein ligase RHG1A. The record is from RefSeq and is a predicted model, not a curated record. Lineage: Eukaryota; Viridiplantae; Streptophyta; Magnoliopsida; Malvales; Malvaceae. The transcript is spliced from 6 exons. The coding region runs from base 520 to 2634 and encodes 704 amino acids. Gene Ontology annotation, molecular function: ubiquitin protein ligase activity.